Molecule: messenger RNA, 2682 nt
Organism: Branchiostoma belcheri (Belcher's lancelet)
Lineage: Eukaryota; Metazoa; Chordata; Leptocardii; Amphioxiformes; Branchiostomatidae
Product: disrupted in renal carcinoma protein 2 homolog
Exons: 15
Coding region: 182-2245 (687 amino acids)
Biological process (GO): transmembrane transport
Cellular component (GO): membrane; intracellular membrane-bounded organelle
Molecular function (GO): transmembrane transporter activity
Source: RefSeq, a predicted model, not a curated record
AUUACCCACCGUCCCGUGCGCGGUUGCCAUGGUGCUAGGCAACACUAAGAUAGGCUUUCCCCAGCUGUAAGGUUAUUCCCACACAGUUACGUGGCAACCCUCGAGAAAGCGUGUUGUGCCUAAAUCCGCGGGACAAUUCUACGAUUUCUAGGCUGAAUCUUGGCUCGAGCAGACCUUCAAGAUGACGAUGACAUCCAAGAGAGACCCUUACCCCUUCCCUAAGCUGGAAUGCGACGAUAAUUUUGUGGGAGCGAGGCAGAGCCAGAUGCCGCCGUACUCCGUGCCCGCCCACCUCGCCCAGUCCCAGGACCCCUGGAACAGACUCAACCACACCGCCACCCUGUCUAGCCAGCGCAGAGAGGCGCACUACUACGACCCACAGGCCCCCAGUGACAGCCUAGAUUUUGUGCUGAAGUCCACAUAUGACCAUCACGACCGCUUCUUGUACGACAAGCCAAGGACUCUAACACAACCAGAAACUGUGGGUCUACCACACGGCCGGAUCUUGAAAAAUCGCAUGAAGUAUGUACCACCCCCAUUUGACCCAAUGGACCCUCCCCUGAGGGUAUGUGAUGCAGACAAGAAGGAACCAGUCCACAGUAACAAGGGGGGAUGUUUUGUUGUCAAAAUGCCGGGUUUACUGAAGAACGGAGUGCUGACAGAUAGCGAGAUUGUAGUUGAAUCUGACCCGUUACUGAAGGACUACAAUGGUGACUACAACACCACGUACUCCAGUAUCAACCGCGCUGACAGCGGCCUACCGGCGAACCCAGCCGGACUUCAGCACGGCCGCAUAUACAAGAGGCGGUGGUACAUUCUGGGUCUCUUCUCGAUCCUGGCGGCCACACAGUGCAUGGUGUGGAACGUGUGGGGCCCGAUCUCCGACUCCGCCAAGUUCGUGUUCGGCUGGGAGGACAGCGACAUCGCCCUGCUCACCAACUGGGGACCGAUCGCCUACAUCCCGCUAGCCGUGCCUUUUUCAUGGCUCAUGGAUGUCAAAGGCCUGCGCAUCUCAGUGAUAGUGACAGCGUUCCUAGUGUUUGCUGGCACGGCUAUCAGAUGUGUCACCGCCUGGUACAUGGGAGCCGCCACAUGGUUGAUGAACAUAGGUCAGUGUCUGAACGGCAUGGCAGGUCCAGUCGCUAUGUCUGCUCCUGCCGUGCUGUCCGCCGCAUGGUUCCCGCACGAGCAGCGCGCCACGGCCACGGCCAUCGGCACCAUCCUCGGCUGUCUGGGCGGGGCGGGCAGCUUCAUCAUCGGGCCGCUCAUCGUCAGGUCACGGGCCGCCAACCACACUCACACCGGCCAUCACAACGUCAGCGGGUUUCUUCUCGAGGAGGGGAUCCGGUCGUCUAAAAACGAAACAGAAUGGAAGAUUGAAAGGGACGAGAUUAUGAUUCUAAUGUACGCAGAGUUUGCCCUCAGUGCGGCCAUCUUCCUGGCCACUAUAAUCUACUUCCCGGACAAGCCGCCGACCCCGCCCACCCUCACGGCCGCUACCGAACGACUGGACUUCAAGGCUGGCAUUAAACAGCUUCUCAAGAACGGGCGGUUUUGGCUGAUUUUCCUGGCGUAUGGCGCGGUGGAGGGGACGUACGGCUGCUGGGCAGGUAUCCUGGACGUCAACCUGUCACCACAGAACAUCACACAGAUGGAGGCAGGCUGGGUGGGCUUUUACGGCAGCAUAACAGGAGGAGUCAGUGGUAUCAUCAUCGGCAGGGUUGCUGACUUUAUGGGCGGGCACUACAAGCUGGCUGUCCUGGUGCUGACCGUGGUGCUGAUCGGCAGCACGCUGUGGUUCACCUUCAUGCUGUACAUCAGUAUUAUACCCUUCAACACAGUAUCUCUCUACGCGUCGUUCCUGCUGCUCCAAGUGUCAUUACUGGGCUGUGUGCCGCUAUUCUAUGAGCUGAGUGUGGAGGCCAGCUACCCCAUAGCGGAGGGGAUCACGUCAGGUGUGCUCACAUGGUCCAACAACCUCUUCGGUCUGCUCUUCCUACUGGCGUUCUACAUCCCAAAUAUAGGGACCAGUUGGAUGAACUGGACGGCGCUGGGUACCGGUGUGGCCGUGGUGCCGCUCAUGUUUACCGUUUUGUGUUCUGUUUCUGUAGGGACCAGUUGGAUGAACUGGACGGCGCUGGGUACCGGUGUGGCCGUGGUACCGCUCAUGCUACUGUUCCGGGAGAAGUACGGUCGGCUGUCGGUAGACACCGGGCAGGCACAGAACAAGGGCGUGUCAAGUUAGAUGUGACUGCUAUUUUCCACACCAACGUUAUGAGACUAAUUUUUACUAUAAAUAUUUCAAACUUGAUGACCUAAAUAUUUCAAACUGGACAACUCUCAUCCAAAGCCAAUAUCGACUGUAAAGUCAGCCAUGAAUGUAUCUUAUCUUAUUAAUGUAUCAAAUACUCGUAAUUAUCUGUAACAUGUUAAACAUGAUCAGUUAUCAGUUUUGAUGAAGCAUAUUGCUGCUAUGAAUGGUCAAUGAAAUAAAUAGUACAUUGUCGUCAUGGUGCCAAUAUUCUGGCCCAACCUUUUCCAAAGAUGUCAGUUCAUGAAUUAAUUCAGAUACCAACUCUUCUCCGUUUCCUUCCAAAUCAUCUCACGUUACGGGCGUAUGUGCAAUCGGCGGUGACAGGGUUUGAUACAUGUAUAUAUAUGUUAAAGCUUACGAAACCGGUA